AUGGAACAGCAACUGACAGCUGCCGACUUACCACGUAUACUUGAUUUGCUUGCGCCGUCUUCCACUGACUCGCAGAAAUUCGUUGCACUUACGUUACUUCCCAGACUUUUGGAACCGAAUAAAGAAACGAUGAUGAUGGUAUUUGAAGCGAUGGAUUUCAAUUUCAUCGAAAGACUAUUAAGAACAAAAAGCUCGAAUCCAGAUAUGCAGGAUGGAACUCUAAAGUCCAUAGCGGUCAAUAUCUUGAGCUGCUUCUGCAUGCAUGACGACUUGCUGGAAAAGAAGCAACUUGUAAACCGAAUUCCUUCAUUGGCUAAAUCAGUUGGUAUUAGUGAGGAGAUGUCUCGAGAUAUAUUCAAAAUUUUCAUAAAGUUGUCUUCCGCAGAAAAGGGUCUGGUUCAACUGACUGAUGUAGAAGUUAUUAAUACUAUUCUCAACACGUUAAAGACGUCUAAAGAUGGCAAGUCUAUUAUCUCUGCCGAAACUAAGAGACUAGCGUUUCAAGCUGUCCACUGCAUCGGGAUACAAGUAUUGGCGCAUCUCGCAACCGAUGCCAACUCGGGUCUGAUUUCAUCAAGUGAUCUGUUUAACGAAAUACUGCCAGAACUUUCUCUGCUUUUCAGAACAUACCAGGAUCAGUUGAAGUUUGAUUUGUUGAACAUGUUUGUGGACAUGUUCUCAUAUUUCGAUGAUAAGACAAAGUUAAACCGGGAACUUCGAAAAGACACAAUCAAAUUCCAACAAUGGAUAGAGAAUCUUCGACAAGGCUUGCGAGACAUUCUAAGUAGCCAUUUGGGACCCGAACAGCGAGACCAGUCGCUUAUGCUUACGAGCCUUCUUUUACAUCACUUUGACGCAGAAUGGUUGUUUUCACCUCCGUCAACGAAAUCAUCUUCCGACAAGCGGCCAGACGAGCAAAUCAGAAACGAGGCAAAGUUUGCCAUUCUCGUCAUUCAAUUAGCAUGUAUCGAGAUACGCUUGAUGCUCGAUAGCCUGGCCGAACAGCAAAGGAAUAAGGCAGAUAAUCAUGACCCUAGGCUUGAAAAGAUGUUACCAACAUGUUAUACGAUACUAGAGAGUUCGAUUGAAUAUUUAGCCAAGAUUGGUCAGUUGCUCGAAGAAGAAGAAGCAGAGUCUGGUGAAGACGCUGCACUGUCAUUACCCAUUGAUCCUGAGCUCCUGUUGAAGUUGAAGAACAUUCUCACAGAGACCUUUAGAGCCAUCAUGGAUUAUCUUGUAGAUGUCAAGACUGAGUUAAUGUCCGUGGAAGAAGCCUGUCAAGAUACACGAAUAAUAGCAACGAUACGUGUUUUAUCUAGAUAUUUAUCUGAAGAAGCAACUAUGGAGAAAGAGAUUAGAGAAGUCAUGCCUUUUCUGGUGGAUGUGGCAGCAUACAGGUAA
Molecule: messenger RNA, 1401 nt
Organism: Paraglomus occultum
Lineage: Eukaryota; Fungi; Glomeromycota; Glomeromycetes; Paraglomerales; Paraglomeraceae
Source: the annotation of a GenBank genome assembly